AUGGUCUUAUCAAAUGAUUUUAAUAAAAUUAAUUUUAAAAUAAAUGAUAAUAUAAAUCAGUCAAAUAUUUUAAAUUUAGAAAGUAUUUUCAUAUUGAAUGGUAUCAGCAGAUUUUCCAAUAGUUUAUCAAAAUGGUCUGGAUAUGCAGAUAAUUCAAUUGAUAUAUUGCCUUUUCAGAAUCCCGAAAAUCAUAUGUUGUUUAAUAAAAUAUUAAUCGAUGAUAAUCAAGAUGAAAUUUUGGAUGAAAAUCAGGAUUCUAACAAUACUGCUGACAAUGACAAAUUUGAUAAAGAUAAACAAUUAGAGACAAUUAGGAAAGUUGCUUUGUUAAAAUUUAAGGGCUCUCAAGUUUUAAAAUCACAAAGGUUAUAUGAAGAUAUUAGACCAUUGAAAAAAAGAAAAGUAUCUUCAAAUAAUAAAAUUAAUGAUGAGUCAAGAAAUUAUGAUAAAAAUGAAUUUUCAACUAUAACUCCAAUUCAAUAUGGUGAAUAUAUAAUCAAAGAAAAAAAUUUCAAUAACAUUGAAAACGAUAUUGGUGACAAUAUUAAUAGUAAAGUUUCAUUUAAAAUAAAACUCAAGGGUAAUGAUAUAUUUGCAGGAUUGCAUGAACUAGCUACAAAAGGUGUAGUAAAUCCAUACAAAACCCCAGGAUGGCUAACCGGCGAGGAAGGUAAUAAAUUUGGUAUUAUUGAAGAAGGUGUUUUUAGUAGUAUUCAUGAUGAUACUGAAGUUAUUACUGAUUUAAUAUAG
Messenger RNA from Ascoidea rubescens DSM 1968, 750 nucleotides. It is a transcript of the gene CHL4, whose product is annotated as Chl4p. The coding region runs from base 1 to 750 and encodes 249 amino acids. The transcript has a single exon. Gene Ontology annotation, biological process: CENP-A containing chromatin assembly; chromosome segregation. NCBI's taxonomy places the organism in Eukaryota, Fungi, Ascomycota, Saccharomycetes, Ascoideales, Ascoideaceae. The record is from RefSeq and is a predicted model, not a curated record.